This is a messenger RNA of Paramecium primaurelia, 234 nucleotides long. Lineage: Eukaryota; Ciliophora; Oligohymenophorea; Peniculida; Parameciidae. The record is from the annotation of a GenBank genome assembly.
AUGAUUAAUGAGGAAAUGAUAUAAAGUCAAUUUAAAAUUUAAGUCAAAAAAUAUGAAAAGUUUAUUAAGGUAGAUUCUAAGAUACUUAAAAGAAAAGAUUCAAAUCCUAAAAAGUUAGAAUUAAUAACUAAAUAUGGAGAUUUAACCUAAUUAGGAUUUACAAAACAAAAUAAAUUGGAUAUCAAUAAAUCAAAAUCCACCAUAAAAAAAUCAAACUUUAAAUAUAAGUAUUGA